AUGUCCGAGCCAUUCUAUGUUAGUGCUCCAGGAAAAGUCAUUAUUUUUGGUGAGCAUUCUGCUGUAUACAACAAGCCUGCAAUUGCUGCUGCUUUAUCUUUGAGAGCGUAUUUACUUGUAACACCUUCUCCUACGUCCAGUGACACCAUCACUUUGGACUUCCCAGAUAUUGGGCUUUCACAUUCUUGGAACAAAAACGACUUACCGUGGGACGAGGUUAAAAAACAUGUCACACAUACGGAUGGGCUUCCUGAUACCACCGAUGAGUUGGUCCCCGAAAUUAUCGAUGGGUUGACCGACGCCUUGCUGGACUUGGAAUCAAAAUUGCACUACACCGCCUGUCAUUGUUUCCUUUACUUAUACAUGAAUUUGUGUGAUAUUCACACCGAAGGAAUGUCAUUCUGCGUGAGAUCUACUUUACCAAUUGGUGCUGGGCUUGGAUCUUCUGCUUCCACUGCCGUUUGUCUAGCAUCAUCGCUCGCUAUUUUAGGAGGACAUAUCGACCCUGCCGCUUUGACAUAUUCAGAAAAGCAUAAGACCACCCAUAAUCCUAGAUCUGCUGAUUUCAUAGACAGCUGGUCCUUAAUAGGUGAAAAGUGUUUCCAUGGUAAUCCAUCUGGUAUCGAUAACGCAGUUGCUACACAUGGUGGUGCUGUCUUAUACCAAAGAAAGGACAACCCAACUAUGCCAUCUGUGCGUACGUCCAUGCCCAAUUUACCCCCAAUUAAGUUGUUAUUGACAAAUACCAAGAUCCCUAGACUGACUGCAGACUUGGUGGGGGGCGUUGGCCGUUUAAAUAAGCAAUACCCAAAGACAUCCGGCUGUAUUUUGGACGCAAUGGGUCAUUUGACCAAUGAAGCUUAUCACCUUAUGAUUAGACCCUUUUUCGGAUCUGAUGAGUUAAAUAAUUUGAAAGAACUUGUAAAUAUUAAUCAUGGGCUUUUGGUUAGUCUUGGGGUUUCACAUCCAGCAUUGGAAAAGAUUAAAAUAAUUUCUGAAGAGUUCAAGGUAGGUGCAACUAAAUUGACGGGUGCUGGUGGUGGUGGGUGUGCCAUAACCUUAGUAAACGAUGAAUGUAGUAAGGAGACCAUUGAGAAGGCAGUGCAAUGCUUUCAGGAUGAAGGAUUUGAAACUUUCGAGACUUCUCUUGGAGGUAAAGGAGUGGGAGCUUUAUAUGCUGAAAAUGUAUCCGAAGAAGUUAGAGAAAAGGUGUUUGAUUUAAAGAGAUUUUCAGGAUUUGGUACUCGGGAAGAGAUAAUUGAAGUACUUGGAGUCGAAAAUCAGGAAGGAUGGAAGUUUUGGUGA
Dujonia railenensis is the source of this 1305-nucleotide messenger RNA. The record is from the annotation of a GenBank genome assembly. Lineage: Eukaryota; Fungi; Ascomycota; Pichiomycetes; Serinales; Debaryomycetaceae.